Penicillium daleae is the source of this 1056-nucleotide messenger RNA. RefSeq lists its product as uncharacterized. Lineage: Eukaryota; Fungi; Ascomycota; Eurotiomycetes; Eurotiales; Aspergillaceae. The coding region runs from base 1 to 1056 and encodes 351 amino acids. The transcript is spliced from 3 exons. The record is from RefSeq and is a predicted model, not a curated record.
AUGUCACCGCAAGACACUCCUGGCCGUUCGGGUGAGGACAAGCCGGAAGGCUUGUCCAAGUACCUCAAGCGCAUGAAGACGGUUCUGCGUACGCGCUCCAGUUCCAAGCGCCAGUCCAUGGUCGCCGUCCCUGAAGCCGCCGAGGGAUCAUCAACUAAUAACCUUUUUCUUUCCCAUCGCAACAGUCCGCCAGCCACAACCGCGCCCGAACCCGAGACCAAUACUCCCGGCGCCGAACCAGCCAUGGUCACCGACUACAGUGCCAUCCAACAAGAGAAAGCGCGCGCCCUCUUCGCCAAAUACGGCCUCACCCUCGAACCAGGCGAAUGGAAAUCCCCAGCGGACCUCCAAUUUGCCCGAGUAACCAAACCCAUCCGCAUGCGCGUCCAUCGCACCUGUCACCGCUGCGAAACCACCUUCGGUCCAGAGAAAGUCUGCGUCAACUGCCAGCACCCACGAUGCAAGAAAUGCCCCCGUUUCCCACCAACCCACGAACAGGGCGACGAUGGGCACCCCCGUGUUCCCCGCUCCCGAAUCGCCGAGAUUCGCGCCCGUCAACCGGGUACUCUGCCGAUUACUCCGCAUCUCAAGUUUACUGGCAAUCCGGCGGCGCCGUUGACUAUGCCCUCGCGCACGGGCGGCCAGGAUCUCGUGCGCAAACAGGUUGUCCAGCGGGUGCGAAGAUGGUGUCACUCGUGCGAGACGAUGUACGCUCCUGGCUCCAAGGUGUGCGCAUCUUGUAGCCAUGUGCGAUGCAAGCGAUGCCCGCGCGACCCGCAUAAACCAGACAAGUAUCCGGAUGGAUACCCCGGGGACGCCGAGCCGCCGAAGAUCAAGCCGGAGCGGACGUAUAGGAGGGUCCGGCAGAGGGUGCAUUACAUUUGCCAUGUGUGUACUACGGGGUAUAACGAGGGGGCGAACGUGUGUGCAAAGUGUGGACAGGCCAAGGGCGCGGAGACUAUACGGAUUCCACCGAAGAAGGUUAAACGAGAGCCCGAUCCGGCUGUUGUUCGGAGCGUUGAAGAGAAGAUGGCAUCCAUGAAGAUAUCGGAGUGA